This is a messenger RNA of Labeo rohita (rohu), 3863 nucleotides long. RefSeq lists its product as uncharacterized. Gene Ontology annotation, molecular function: protein binding; cytokine receptor activity. Gene Ontology annotation, biological process: production of molecular mediator involved in inflammatory response; immunoglobulin mediated immune response; cytokine-mediated signaling pathway. NCBI's taxonomy places the organism in Eukaryota, Metazoa, Chordata, Actinopteri, Cypriniformes, Cyprinidae. Gene Ontology annotation, cellular component: membrane; external side of plasma membrane. The transcript is spliced from 10 exons. Bases 644 to 2395 code for a protein of 583 amino acids. The record is from RefSeq and is a predicted model, not a curated record.
UCACACACACACAACACAUACAGCACAGACAGAGCACACGCGUGUAUGGCUCAUUCUGCUAUAACACUUUAUGUCUCAGAUUGAGGUGGGCUAUUAAUUUCGACAUCUUGAAACUGAAAAAAAAAGUCAAGGAAUUGAAACUGCAUAAUGGCGUUUCUCUGAAAUGCAAUCUCAUUUUGCGCUUCCCUUUGUGAGCUUUGCAUAAUGAUUUCCUUUGCGUUUGGCUGUCUCAUUCUAAACACAUUGUAACAAAGAGUAAUCUCGCUUGUUUAUCUCUGACGUGGGCCGCGUUGUAUUUCCGUGGAAUUCUGGGGUGGCGUUUGAGCAGGCUAGAGAUCAGUGCGAGAGCGCGUCUGUCAGGAACAGUGCAGUCUUGAGCAGAGCGGGAGUCAGUCGGUGGAACAACAGAAGUGUUGCGUGUAUUCCAGGAAAAUUUGAUACGCCCUUUUUGGCGAGUUCCAUUUUGCGAAUAGGGAAGCAUAUGUUCACAUUCGUAUGCGGUAGGUUUUAACUGUGUUGGGCUUUAUGACUGAAACCCGUAUUUUAACCGUGUUUAAUUUGCCUACAGUGGUAUUUUUUUUUUUAUUUCCUUUUUCGCUGAAGACGCAACGUACUGUGAAAUACAGUAAAAAGGACGUACAAGAUGUUUACCACAUUUCUUAAGUGUCAGAUCAUCCUCACAUUUAUCUGCCACGCAUUUUGUUACGAGCCCACAAAUGAGGACUUGAAGUGUUUUAAUGACUACGAGACGGAAAUGCAAUGCAGUCUCUCCAAUGACCGUCUCAAAAGCUGCUCUGAAUACAAGCUCAACAUCACACAAACUGCAUUCGAUUCGUUUGAAAAGUAUACUUGCCUCUUUGAGACAAGUCAUCUUAGUAACAGUUGUGAGUGCAAAAUUGAGGUGAAAGGGUUUGUUAUAACAGAGAAGUUCACUAUUACACUUCUGGAAGGAACAAAUGUUUUAUUAAACAAACCAUUAAUGUCGACUCAAGAUUUCAUCAAACCGAAAACUCCAGCCUUAACGGUGGAAAGGACAGAAAAUGGAAACUUUAAAGUAACUUGGGAUGAUCAGUAUAAAAAAAGUGGUGGGGCAGGAAGAAAUUUUUUGGAUGAUUUGAAAAUAAAUCUGACCUACAGCACCAAAGAAGGCCGUGAACCUAUAUCCAGGGUGCUACAGAACACAGCAGGAUCCUUUGAGAUUGUUGGCAAAAAUCUUCACCCGAAAACCAACUACAUUCUGACAGCAACAAUGAGCACAGACUAUAAUGAUCAUACGAUAUCUAGUGACCAGAGCGCACCAGUUGAGUUCACCACCUCCUCAUCCCCAAAGGAAAUAGCCAAAAUGCUGAUUCCACCUCUCUGUGUUGGUUUAAUCAUCAUCAUUGUGAUUAUCUUUAUCUGUGUUUUGAGAAUGAAGAGGAAUUGGUGGGACAAAAUCUCCAAGCCUAAAAUAGAUUCCAAUCUUGGAGAUGAGAAGGGUCAUAUUUUGCCUCCACCUGAUAUGAAGUUUUCUCAAAUCCAUGUAGAGUUUACAAAACUGGACCUUCAGGAGAAAAAUAAAUUGAUCUCAACAUUAUCAGAAGAUACAAACAAUGAGAAAAGUUCCCACAGCGUUGAGUCGGCGCCGGUGGAUUAUGGCCAGGCUUGCUCUGGAAGCCCAGAAGAGAAUAUCAACGUCGCAAAACGUGUCGAGCAUGCCUUGGAUGAGGUGUUUAAACAGCAUCCAAUCACAAACAAUAAGUCACUGUUAUCCCCCAACAAUAAGGUUACAACGAUCGGCCCAUAUAAUAGGGUUAACGUUGUUAGUUCCUCAAGAGAGUGCAACCGUGCAAACCGAGAUUCGGGCAAUUGCUCCGGCUCAUCGGUUUUCAGCAAUAUGUCAUAUUUGGAAUCAACCACUGAUGAUUCCUUAUUCCUAGAGCAGCUGAGCGAUGAUCAUUACCGUCAAUCCAGCAAGAGGGAAGUUUCAGACUCAAGCGAUAGCCAGUUUAACUCUCCCACUAUUGAUACUCUGGAAGUCGGAUAUCAGUGCUUCAACAGUGUUUUGGACAAGGAUGCAGAUGUUUGUGUGAACAUUUCAGACGAUGCUGAUGACAAGUGCAUCACGAAAAAUCUCAUCACCAGCACAAAUCCGCUCUAUCCUUCUCUGAUUCUGCAUGAUGGCAGCGUCACACCAAGUGAUGACGGAUAUCAGGCUUUUCAAGGCCUGACGAAAAGCACAGAAGGACAGUGGAGCACAGGUGUCAGCACUGAACAAGCACUUGAUGCAUGUGGAGCUUUGAAACUCCCCCACAGCAACGGCCAAGAUCCCACAUCUGUGCAGCCAAGUUCUUGGACCUCUUCUUUGCAUUUCUCACCAGUUAUUCAAAUAGACAGUUCCUAUCAGUGUGUUUAGCUAUGCUAAUACAAAUGAUAAGUAACAUGCCUGAAACAUAGGGUUGUAUAGGGUUGUCUCUCCCUCCUUGCUGAAUGUGAACGUUUUCGAAAGUGAAAGUGAAACCAAAAAACAGCUCGCAUAAGAAAGCGUGUAGGCAUUUUUAUAUUUAUGUUCACAAUGAUCACAAUGCUUUCAUUUUUAAUAUUUGGCAUGUUUGUGUGCUGCUGCGGGUCCUUGUGUGUGUAAUAAGCAGAGUGUAUGUGCAUUGGGCACCUGCCUAUAGGCGCAUAUUACUAACACGCUCUUUAAAUAACAAAAAAAAAAUACUGCGCCAUUGACUUUAGGCCAGGUUUCAGCAGUCUAUUUUAGUUUCCUCAAAAUAGCAACGCAUCAACAAUGCACCUGAACACACCUCAUUUUCAGACCAGCACACCGACGGGCACACAAAUGGGCGCAAAUGCAUUUACUAUUUAAGCAAAAUGGUGCAGGGCAUGAAAAUGAUAACUGCGUCAGGCUGAAACUAGUAAUAAACACUUGGGUCACACCUGGCGCCACAUUGCAUGAUAGGGCCCAAAGUUAGAGACUAAGUUUUAAGUGCUUCUUCUUUUUUUAAUGAUAUUUUUGAGCUUUUUUGUCCCUUUAAUGGACAGGACAGUAGAGAGAUGAUGGGAAAGUACUGGGCGGAGAGAGCUGGGGGGGUCGGCAAAGGACCUCGAGACAGUAUUUGAACUCAAGUCGCCACGAGCAUAGUUGUGCUAUGUGUCAGUGCAACCACAAGGCUAUUGGCGCCGAUGAGUGCUUUUAUCUUCUAAACGUGAAUUUUGUCUUUGUUUUGGCACAUACUAGCUUACAGAUCUUAAGGGUAACAUAGUCAUACUAAAAGCCAAAAAACUUCCAUUUUGAUUUCAUGGGAAAUAUAAAAAUUAGCUCACACGAUCCGAGAUGACCUUGUUUUCUCUGUGGAACACAAACAGAGCUUUUUCAAAGAAUAACCCAUACCAGGGAGUCCAUAUAAUGUAAGUGUAUGUUAGCAAGAUGAUCAGAAAAUAUUCAUUUUUGGGUGGAGUAUUGCUUUAAAUGCCUGUAGAGAUUAUGUACAGUAACUAUUCUUGUUAUUCAUACUUAUUACUCUUAUUUUGCACAUAAUGUCAAAUGUGAAACUGAGUCAGAUUUGCAAAUGCAAAUUUUAAAGGCACGAUAACAAGAGAAACCUGUUUAACUGUGGUGUUAAAACAAAUGACUGGUGUGUUUGCGUUUUUAACAAUUAGUCUCAAUAGUGCAAUGAGCAAUUUCUUUGGAAUCAUGAAGAAACUAUGUUUAAUAACUAAAGCCACUGAUAAGGGUUUAUACAGUGUCUGUAGCAAGUCAUGUAUUAUUUUUUUCGCAUUCACAUUUUCAUUGUAUUAUGUUGAUUUGUUAAUGGCAUUAUUACACGGUCUAUACUUGCUAUGAAUUUAACUUUAUUGUAUUUAAUAGUGUAUUGUUU